This is a messenger RNA of Anopheles aquasalis, 2566 nucleotides long. RefSeq names its product transforming acidic coiled-coil protein (gene tacc). The record is from RefSeq and is a predicted model, not a curated record. Gene Ontology annotation, cellular component: cytoplasm. NCBI's taxonomy places the organism in Eukaryota, Metazoa, Arthropoda, Insecta, Diptera, Culicidae. Gene Ontology annotation, biological process: mitotic spindle organization; nuclear migration; cerebral cortex development.
CUUACAGCAACAGAGCAGCUAACGUUUCGGCGGUUGUUUUAACCUAAAACGGCGGAGAUUGUGGAUGUGCCUUACUUUCCCGAUUAUUUUGGUGUUUUAUUGUGCUUUUCAGUGAGGGAUUGUGGAAUUGCUGCCAUAUUCAAAAGCCGGCGGAAAAAUGGGUGAUGGAAUGAUGGAGGUUUCCUUCGAGGAUCUGAGUGUUUACGAUCAUUCUGCUAUGAGCGUCGACGAAGGAAGCAAUAGUUACUUGCUGGAUACCGAUAACAAUAACCUUCAGCAAUCUAGCACUGAUGCCACCGGCGAGAUUGUUUGUGGUCAGCAACUUAUGAACAACGUUAACUUAUCUGAUCAAAAAACUAGCAGCACGCUAAUCGUUGACGAAUUUCCUAAAAGAUCCGAGCACAUCGUUGAAGCUGGAGAUGCUACGCGUUUUCCAUUGGGCAACACGAAUGAUCAAAACUUGCCCAUCCCCACCAUCACCAAUAUGGAUCGUGUGAAACUGCAUAUUUUCGAUUCGCCUAAGAAAGAUGUACAUUCUUCUGGUAAAGAGAAUCAGUGUGGCGAUGCAUCGAAUGAAAAAUUUGAAUUUCCCCUCCUAACGAAUAGAGGGCUUGAUGAUAAGUUUCCUAUCGAACCGUGCACGCUCCCAUCGAAGACUGUCGAUGCUGGAAACUGUCCGUUAGAAGAGGAAAAAUUUACUUCAGGCAAUCAUUAUAAUUUCUCCGCGAUCGAUUUCGACUGUUUAUUAUCCAGAGGAUCUUCGCAAACCGCGGCUACAAAAAGUGCAUCGGACACAUCCAUUGUUGUGCCAAGGGAUUCAGUGCUCAUAAACUUCGAUCCGCUGCUCAGGCGACAAACUAUUGUGAAAGCGGACUCAUUACUUCCUGAUGACUUUGGACCAUCUGGCGACCACUGUGUUAAUCUGAGCUCAGCAUCAGAAUUCCCUUCAAAACAGGAAAUCUGUGAUUCUCCUGCGAAAUCCAGCUAUCUUACACCAUCGGAUUCCGAACUGUUGCUCAAAUCAAACGACCAAGUUAUACAGAGAAGUGUCGUUAUUAAUGAGUCAGGCGGGUUACCAGAAAUUGAUUAUUCGGCAAGCGAAGGAUUGCCAAUACCACUCGACGAAGUGAAACAACUGCCGUCUCAAUUACUAGAUCAAUCCUUAUUUGAAUCUGCAACGUGCCCUUACCAGCCCCAGAACGUAGAGUAUUCCUGUGGUUCGGAAGAACAAGGAAAAAAAGAAACAGGCUCCAGCGAAAAUAGAAAACAACUGCAAGUAAAUGAACAUAGCUUGCCGGCUACCAUUGGCACAUUGAAUCAAAACGUCCUUGCACAAUUGCACAAAAAUCGAGACGAAGAACGUCUACAAAAUGCCGAUAACUUGAACCGCAAGAACGAUACAAAUGCUGUGGAGUUACUUGAGCCUGACGAAUUAACUGUACCAGAAGUGGCACCACCUUGCGACUUGGCGAAACAGACAGAUUUCUCCAAUUGCCCUACUGAUCGUAAGGAAUAUAAUGAAUUAAUGCAAUUGAACAAUAUGCUCGAUAUCUCCAUAACAGAAAAACAACACAAAUUUCUUAAUAAUAUGAGUGACGACCACGCCGCGCACGUUCAAGACGCUAGCCAUGAAGUCGAGAAGAAAUGUAAAACUGAUGAAAAUAACUUUGCAGAUAUGGAGAAAAAAAUGCAAGCUGUGGACUUGAGGGAAGAGAGUAUGCUUAAAAGAAUUACAGAAAAAGAUAAGACUAUCUGUAAAAUGAGCAACGUCGUUGAAGCCUACGAACGUACCAUAGCAGAACUGAUAUCGGAGAAAGAAACUCUUAUUCGCACUCAUGAACUAGAAUGUGAAAGUCUCAAGCAAGACAAUGAGAUCAAUGCUCAACAUCUGGAGUCACUGGAAAAGACAUUUUCCAAUUUGUAUGCAAAAUAUGAACGCAUGAAGAAAAACGCCGUGGAGUACAAAGAACGCGAAGAAAAACUUUUGAAUAAAGUAUUGAAGUUAGAAGAGUGCUUAAGAGCCCAAGAGCAACGAUAUGAGAAGAUGAAAAGCCAUGCCAUGAGCCAACUAGAAAUUGCCAACACCAAAAUAGACGAGGCAAACCGCAACCAUUCCCAGGAGUCGGCCAAAUUGAAGGCGCAAAUUAAAAAGGAAGAAUUGUAUAGAAUUUCGAUCAACGAGCAGCUGAUUCAAAAAUCGAAAGAAAAUGAAGAACUAGUUAAAAUAUGCGACGAGCUGAUCAGUGAUACAAACUAAGAAAUUGUUUUUCUAUGGAUGGAUUGUUGUGUAAAACAGAAUGAUUCUAAGUUUCUCUUGGCUGAUGGUCGAAAAAUAGAUUACUUGCUCUCUUAGGUCUACCGUAAACUUGUUAGGUUCAGUAAAUCUACAAACUGACCCCUCUGCUUAUACAUAAUCAUUUUGGUUCAAUAGAUAUUUCCUACUACUUUUGCGAAGAAUUGUCGAAUGCGCGAAGGCGUUUCGGAUGGUUCUUUUUCGCUAGUUCAUAGUGUACUAAACAUGGUUUGAAAAUGCAUGAUAAUAAACAAAUAUUUGCUUAACAAUACA